UCAUUCCUCUCGCUCGCUCUAGCACUGUCUCUCCAUCUUAGCGCUCUUCUGCCACUGCCUCGGCUUCGCUCUCUCUUUCACCCCCCUUUACCUCUUCCCCCCUCUCUCCCUCUCUCUCCCUCUCUCUCUCUCUCUCUGUCUCACUCACUUCUGCACACACACACGCACACACGCAAAGGCACGCGCACACGUACACGCACACACACGUGCUCACACACACACGCGCGCUCGCUCGUGCGCACACAGGCGCAGGCACACACGCAGACAUACCUGUGCAGGCUGGGGGGUUGCCGUACAGAGCCGGAGGUGUUAUUCUGCUACUGCCUCUGAAGCUCCUGUCACUUUGGGAGAAAAGCGGGUGUCACUCUUCUCCUCUGUCCUCUUCCGCCUCCUCUGACUCCUGGAAUGCUAAAACUGGACUGAUGGACAUUUCCGAACUUUGCAUCCCAGACCCUCUCAGCUAUCAUAACCAGGGCUUGUUGUCCGAUUCAUUAGAGCGAUUACGCAGUCCGCUGGCCACACUGGACUCCUCUCAUUUCUGGCUGCUGAAUAGAAUGGCCGCUGAUGACCGGCACCUGCCCUCCAGCUGCGGGAGCUACAUCAAGACGGAGCCGUCCAGCCCUUCCUCGGUCAUCGACACGGUCAGCCACCACAGCCCCAGCGGCAACUCGGACGCCAGCGGCGGCUAUGUCAGCACCAUGAACAGCCACUCCAACGGCCUGGACUCGCCGCCCAUGUUCACGCCGGGCGGGAUGGGGGGCGGGGCCUGUCGCAAGCGCUACGACGACUGCUCCAGCACCAUCAUGGAGGACUCUCCCAUUAAGUGCGAAUACAUGUUGAACUCCAUCCCCAAGAGGCUGUGUCUGGUCUGUGGAGAUAUUGCGUCGGGGUAUCACUAUGGCGUUGCCUCCUGCGAGGCGUGCAAAGCCUUUUUUAAAAGGACGAUACAAGGUAACAUCGAGUACAGCUGUCCGGCCACGAACGAGUGCGAGAUCACGAAGCGGAGACGCAAGUCCUGUCAGGCCUGCCGCUUCAUGAAGUGUCUGAAAGUGGGGAUGCUGAAGGAAGGUGUGCGUCUGGACCGCGUGCGGGGAGGCAGGCAGAAGUACAAGAGGAGGAUGGACGCCGAGAACACCACCUAUCUCGGCCUCACGCUCCCCCCUCCUGCCAAAAAACCACUUACGAAGAUUGUGUCGCAUCUGCUGGUAGCGGAGCCGGAGAAAAUAUAUGCCAUGCCAGACCCCACAAUGCCCGAAAGCGACAUCAAGGCCCUGACCACGCUGUGCGACCUGGCCGACCGCGAGCUGGUGGUCAUCAUCGGCUGGGCCAAGCACAUCCCAGGGUUCUCCAACCUGUCACUGGGAGACCAGAUGAGUCUCCUGCAGAGCGCAUGGAUGGAGAUCCUGAUCCUGAGCAUCGUGUUCCGCUCGCUGCCCUACGAGGACGAGCUGGUCUACGCGGAGGACUACAUCAUGGACGAGGAGCACUCGCGCCUGACGGGCCUGCUGGACCUCUACGUGUCCAUCCUGCAGCUGGUCCGCAAGUACAAGAAGCUGAAGGUGGAGAAGGAGGAGUUCGUCACCCUCAAAGCCAUUGCCCUCGCCAACUCAGAUUCCAUGCACAUAGAGGACGUGGAAGCAGUGCAGAAGCUCCAGGACUCCCUCCACGAGGCCCUGCAGGACUACGAGGGCAGCCAGCACCAGGAGGACCCCCGGCGGGCGGGCAAGCUGCUCAUGACCCUGCCCCUCCUGCGCCAGACCGCCACCAAAGCAGUGCAGCACUUCUACAGCAUCAAAGUGCAGGGCAAGGUGCCCAUGCACAAACUCUUCCUGGAGAUGCUGGAGGCCAAGGUGUGACGGACAGAUGGACGGACAACACCGCAGCGGCCAGACACACAGACAGAUGUCUGGAGCGAGGAGGGAGAGCUGCUGCUCGCUGUCACCCGCAGGCUACAGACUGCUGUUUCUUGGAGCCCAAGAAAUUUUUAAAAAAAGAGAGGGAAAAAAAAGAAAGUGAAUGCAGAACUGGGUUAAAAUAUAAAUAUAAAUGAUGCAGAUUAAUUUAAAAUAUAUAACAAAUACUAUGUACAGAGGUAAGAUUUUUUUUGUUGUUGUUUUGUUUAUGGUCUGUGGUCCUAUAUGAAGAACAACCCCCCCCUCUCUGUCUUCAGGAGGAAGAGCCUCAGCUUCCUGUAAAACUAUGUGCUGCUUCAUUUUUUUAAAAAGAUUUUUUUUCCCGAGUUUUGAGACUGAAGUGUGCAUAUGUGUGUUCUGAUGAAACCGAAAAGCUAGCUAACACGAAGACUUUGUGUGUAACACAACUCAUUUUUGCUUCCUGGACACUGUCCAGAUGUGUAGAUAUUUAUCACAAUGGAUUAUUCUGUACUCUUAAAAGUCUGGUGCAUUGGAUGGUCAUCUCUCCCUCUAUGUAUCUCUCUAUCUCUAAAAAAACAAAAACAAAAGGAAUAUGCGAGGUCCUUUGAGCCAGACAUCUGUGAACAUACCUCCUCAGUACUUUGUUAAAAGUUUAGUCAAGAGCACUGCACUGAUCGGUGUUCUCCUGGCUAAGAAAAUAACACAUAACCAGUAACAUGUCUAACCUAAACUAAUAUAGACAGGUAGUGCAGUAAUACGUCUAACCAAUCUAAUGUAGACACAGGUAGUGACUUUACUAUCCAUUAAAUGAGCAAUAAAGGGAGGCUUGGGUUAGCUGGGAUAGGUUUGCUUUCAGUGUUCGGUGACUCACUCAAACUACUUACGGUUUUGGCUCUGCUCCCUGUUGCAGGUGCUCUGCGAUGUUGAUGCACUGUGAGGUUUGUGUGUGUGUGUGUGUGUGUGUGUGUGUGCGUGUGUGUGUUCUGGCAAAGGAUAAGCCACUCCGUGCUACAAACGCAAUGUCCUGUUUUCUGUUUCUAUCUUCAAGAACAUGAUCCCCAGGACCAAAUUUUGGCACAUUCACAAGCGCAUAAUCCAUUCUUGAAAAAGGCGUGUGAUUUGAUCAGGUUGACAAGGGAGCGGGGAUCACAGAUAUGACACGGAGUAGUACAGAUCCAAGAGAGUCCGUGUUCAAAAUCAUCAAUGGCCCGUAAAUAAAGGGUGCUAUCUAUCCUAACCCCCAAGAGCAAGGUGCUCUGUCUGCUUCUUUUUAGCUGUUUCUAAUUUAUAAUGAUCCAUGCCAAUGAAAGGUGAAUGGCUGGUUUUGCCAAGCUUGGAGCUGCGUUUGUUUUUUAGCGAGAAGGGGAUGGUCACCUGGGCAGCCAGCUUUCAGGGGAGUCAGGCCUGUGCAUGGAGUGGUGUCUGACCCAGUGGGUUACACCAACCAUGUCACACUGGUCUACAUUAAGCAAUGCAGUAGGCAGGAAUUUGGAGAGAGGCACGCAACCACCAGCACGUCCGACACGACAGCCUCUCCCUGAUCUUAUACAAAACUUGAAUAUAUCUUUCAGCCAGGGCGGUGACAUUUCGAGCAAAUGUUAGCUUGACGUCACACCCAGCGCACAAGUUGGCUUCCAUUGUUCCAAAAUGGAAAUGCUGUAGACUCUCUGCUUUUUUUUCCUUUUUUUUUCCAUUGAGAGGACACGGUGGCGAGGGAAUGCUGGUACUACUGAAGUGAUUCAUGUGAUGAUAUAUAUUGUACAACUGUCCAAUCAGAGACUGCGAUCAAAGGAAUCCCUGUCAUUGUAAAGAGGACAGUGGCCGCUUGGAAUUCCAUUGGUCUGGGAGAUUCUUCAGUGCACACCAUCAGUGUACUGGGCUUUCAUUGGUCGCCUGGUUGAGAUGAGCAACGCCCCCCCCCCCCCCCCCAACCCCCUCGGAACUCUCUAACAACGGCUGUUUCAACAGGUGUUGUCUUCCGGCCACAGACCACUCUAUAGUUUCUAUGUAACCAAGAGGAUGGUGAUAAUGAAACUGGGGUCAUUUUAAUUUCUUAUAUUGUACAAACAUUGUGUAGAAAAUCGGUGUCUAAUCGUAGAAAUAAGAAGUGAUUUCUUUUUCUUCCCCACUAUAAAUAUUUAUGAUGUGCUGUAUACCUUUUUUGGCAGAGGUGUAAAUAGAUGUCUCUGAAUAUUCAUUUACCAGUAUCUGUGAUUUUUUUGUUGUUUGUUAAAAGAAUAGAAAAAAAGGAGAAAGAAAUAUCCCAAAAACUGUGACUCAUUUUUGUUGCUCUAUAUCCUUGAACAGAGCAGAGAGAGAGAGAGAGCUGAGCUGAGGGACGGUGAUGACAGAGCAAAUGAGAAAGCUUGCUUUAUUGCUCAAACAACUGACAGAGACAGACAGCAGUUCAGUAAAACCUGAUCUCCACCAUGGUACCCUCCCCAUGAGAGAACACACUGCUAUCCCAGAGGAACCCACAUAAAUCUUUAAUGUGUCAUAGUAACGUUAAUGCAUGUUUAAUUUUAGCUUCGUAUAGCAGAGACCCUACAGAGCUCCCAUUCCCUUGGCCACGCCUGGAAAAUGGCCAGUCUGUACACAGUUUUGACUCCCAUAAUAAAUUAACAAUGCAAAUGUGUCUCAAAAACAGCUUUUUGAAGGACCCAAGUCUGACUAAACACUUGAAAUCUUGUGAAUAUUUCCUUGUGUAUUGCCAACAACUAAGAACCUUCUGGAAAUUGGCAGGGGCAUCUGGAUUGAUUUGUGAUCGUAUUUAUGAAUAACACUGCUUAUUUACUAAAAUUAUUGAACUAAUUGGGGCCCUGCAUAUUCUGUUUGCAGUAAAAAAAAUAAAUUAAUAAAUACAUCUCCUGUUGUACUGUAAUAAAUCUGAAAGGACUUGACCAGAUUUGGUUAUCAAUUGCAUUGGUGGUUGAUUCAGUGCAUACUGUAUUCUAGAUGCUGUUUAUUUGGAUUUUCAUAUGUACCUAACACCAUAUGAUAGCCAGUUAUCUGGUUGUACAAACUGUUUAACUGCAGUAUUAGGCACUGGUGGGUCUACCAACAAAAGACAAGAGAUGUCUUUUCAAACAUCCACCUUAUUUCACUUAUGGCAUAGGACACACAGUACAGUUUUUAAAAAGAUUUCUUAUGAUUGUACUUUAAUAUAGCUACAAAUAUUAUCAAAGUGGCUGUUUUCUCCCAAGCUUGUACACAGAGGAAAAAAACGUUACUAUCUUCUGGACAAAUACAAUCACUUACAAGCCCCCACUUAGCAUGAUUCCACUGUCUCAUCAGAUUUCUGUGGAUAGAACCUAAAAAACCUCAGCCCCUCAUUUUAGGCUUGUUUUUUGGGCUUGUUUUUUUACCUUGGUGUUCAUGUCUGGUUCCCAUCAUGUCUUUCUGUAUGUGGCACAUAACAUGUUCAUUUAGUAUUUUCAUUGGCUUUUGGCUGUCCAUCGUGUAGGCUUGGCCAGUGAAAUUCAAAACUAUCCUUGGUUUCAGUUUAAGAUCUUUCAGACUACAGAGGUUGACGCACUGCUAGUAUGUGCUCACAAGACCAAUUAUCAUGAUUGUAUAUCAUCUUGUAAUUACCUCACACAAUGCAAGAUCAAUGCUGUUGAGCCGAUGUUUGAUUUCCGUGUUCAUGCACUGGAUUCCAACGGUAAUCAUAGCAAACUUAACAAACUUGUAAGGGCUACAACAGAGGUUCAAUUUGACUGAAAUUGUACUGUGUGUUCUAGCACGUCACUUGAAAGAAGUCCUUCCUGAAGAUGUUUGAGAUGGUUUCUGUUUACCAUUCUUAAAAUCAAAUUGGUUUUAACUACUGACCUUAAAGGGGUGGUUUUUCUAUUAGACUAUAUAUGUGGUGUGUUUAAAGGUCAGUCUCAAGGCCGUGUCUGUCCGAAAUAGAGCUACUGUUGUGUGUCAUCUGUUUAAUUUUUGCUGUGAAAUGCCUCCCACUGCAAUGUACUUCAAUCACUGGGUUAUAACUGUAUUUUUAAUGUGAAGACUGAAGAUCUCAGAGUAUAUCCAUUGCUUUUCCUGUGGAUUUAAUAUGUAUUCUGUCUGGUUUGCAGUCUGCAACCUCUUGUCAGCCUAAACAUUUCAACGCAUUUCAUGCCAAAUUGAUUUGUCUUCCUUUGGAUCCAAAGUACCCUCCUUAGGUCUGGGGAGUUAAAUUAUUAUUAUUAUUAUUAUUACAAUGAAGACCUUAUUGUGUUGUAACUUUUCACCUUUAAAUUUGCACAUACAGUACCGAUACUUAAACAUCCCCUGGUGCUGCUUAUAAUCCUAAGCCUGCAGGCAUGAUGACAUGUACAUUUGUAUGGCUCAGACCCUCGAAAUUCACAUUGCUUGUGUAGCAGAUUUAAGUUUGAGGUCUGAGAGAGAAUACAGCAAAGGUGGGACCUAUUGGGCAGCAGCAGAGCAUACAACUGCUGUGGAGGAAUACAAUGCGAAUUGCAUUGAAACAUUUGAGCCGAACAUGUAUUAGUUACAGACAGCAAUCAGACAUUCUAACAAGGAAAAAAGGCAAGAAAUGACAGAAGGCAGAGUUUCUAUCUUUACAGUAAAAGCUGAGAUUUCUGGGACUGAGUAUUCCCUAUUCUAUACACUUCUAAGGGGCAAUUUAAGAUAAUUAUUUUUUUUUCCUUUUUUAAAAUGAGUGCAAGAACAUAAACGAAAAUGCUUAAUUUAUUUUAAGUAGCUAAAAUGGUAUAUAACCAAUUAAUUUUAAUCGUCUUCUAAACUGAAAUCCUCUGUAGAAAUGGGACAAUUAAAGUUCUGACUCGACUCUGCCUUAGGGAUGACCACGAAGGAAAGAAAAGACUGUUCCGCCUCCUCCACUGUCGUGGGUUUGGCUUGUCUGUCGAACACAUACUAAGUACAUUCAGCCCACGGUGUAAUGGCCAUUUUGAUGGUCUGAGAGCAACGUACAACGACUAGUCUACAUUAGGUAAUCCCGGCUUCCAAUUAUUUGGUUACGAGAUGACAAAUAAUUAUACCUUUGGUUAUAAUUACACCGACUCUCAUCACGAUGUGAUUGCCAUCCCCUGCGUAUGAGGGUUUAUGUUUUUAUGUGAUUUAUUAUUCUCAAAGAGUUGAUGGUGGUGGGGAAAAGAAUUGCAUGUCAGUGUGAGUGAUUAGAUUUGAACAGAGCCCCUGCAUACACUUUGCAUCUACGAAAGGCUUAAAUUACACUUAGUUUGGAAGCGGGGCACAAGAAUGCUCCAGAGAUCUCUCGGCACAGAAAUAAAACACGGGCCUGCUCUCUCUCUCUCCCUCGCUCUGUCUCCCUCCUUCCAUCUCUCACCCUCUCUCUCCAUCUCUCUCUCUCUCUCUCUCUCUCAUGAUCAGUAUGCAAUUGUAGAAGAGCUGCUAUUGUAAGACUGAUUUCUUCUGCGAAAGCUGCUUGAAUCUGCCGUCCGCCGCACAGAAAGAACCGGGCUGGGUGUCAGAUCCCAGGGCAUCAAUGUCUUAGUUGGAGAUGGAAGGGGUGUGCACACUGGAAUGGGACAUGAAAUCGCUCAUUGUGUGUUUCAUUUAGGAACCUCUGCUGUUGCCUUUGUACUACGUUCUGGCUCAGUGUACUACAAUGUGACGACAUGCUUUUUUUUUUUUUUUUUUUAAAGUGAGACCGUUUUAGCAGUGCACUAAAUGUACAAUAAAAAAAAAUAAAACAAUGAUGAAGUUUA
This is a messenger RNA of Anguilla rostrata (American eel), 7567 nucleotides long. RefSeq names its product estrogen-related receptor beta (gene esrrb). The record is from RefSeq and is a predicted model, not a curated record. Gene Ontology annotation, cellular component: chromatin; nucleus. Gene Ontology annotation, biological process: nuclear receptor-mediated steroid hormone signaling pathway; regulation of transcription by RNA polymerase II. The transcript is spliced from 8 exons. Bases 423 to 1856 code for a protein of 477 amino acids. Lineage: Eukaryota; Metazoa; Chordata; Actinopteri; Anguilliformes; Anguillidae. Gene Ontology annotation, molecular function: estrogen response element binding; steroid binding; nuclear receptor activity.